AUGAUCAAACCAUACAAGCGGGAGGUGCUGCAGGAUAUUGUCACCUGGGAUGAGCACUCCAUCUUCAUCAACGGCGAUAGAGUCAUGCUCUACUCGGCCGAGUUCCACCCAUUCCGCCUCCCAGUCCCGUCUCUCUGGCUGGACGUCUUCCAAAAGAUCAAGAGCAUGGGCUACAAUACAGUUUCUGUUUAUUUCGACUGGGCUCUCGUGGAAGGAAAGCCAGGAAACUACACCGCCGAGGGCAUCUUCGCUCUGGAGCCCUUCUUUGAAGCCGCAAAGACUGCCGGCAUAUACAUCCUCGCUCGACCAGGUCCCUACAUCAACGCCGAAGUGUCUGGCGGAGGAUUUCCAGGAUGGCUGCAGCGUACUCCUGGUCGACUGCGCACGACUGACAAAGGCUACAUCGAUGCCACCGAGAACUAUAUUGCGAACAUCGGCAAGUCCAUCGCCGCAGCGCAAAUCACGAAUGGCGGACCCGUCAUUCUUGUCCAGCCGGAGAAUGAAUACAGCGGAGCCGCCAAGAACGUGCCUGAGUUUCCCGAUCCUGUCUACUGGUCGAAAGUUGAGGAACAGCUUCGCGACAGUGGCAUUGUUGUCCCGUUCAUCAGCAACGACAACCACAACCAUGGAUACUUUGCCCCAGGUCCACCACCACAGAACCCUGCUGUGUCUGUCGACAUCUACGGACACGAUGGAUACCCUCUCGGCUUCGACUGUGCCAAUCCCGAGACGUGGCCCGAUAAUCAUCUACCGACCAACUUUGGCGAACAGCACCUGAAUCAAAGCUCCUCCACACCUUUCUCUCUUGUCGAAUUCCAAGGAGGCUCCUUCGACCCCUGGGGCGGGCCGGGCUUCACAAAGUGUGGUCAAUUGCUUGGACCUGAAUUCCAGCGUGUGUUCUACAAGAACGACUUCAGCUUCGGCGUCACCUUCUUCAGCAUCUACAUGACAUAUGGCGGGACCAACUGGGGAAACCUCGGACAUCCAGGCGGUUACACGAGCUACGACUACGGUGCCGUCAUCUCCGAAGAGCGACUCGUCGGACAAGAGAAAUACAGCCAGGCCAAACUGUUGGCCAACUUCCUCCAAGCUUCCCCUGCCUACCUGACCGCGGCAUACCAAAACAACACAUAUGCGAACGGCUCCUACACCGGCAACAGCGCCAUUGCAACCACCGCUUUAUUCGGCGAAGUCACCAAAUUCUUCGUCGUGCGACAUGCGUUCUUCAACACUCUCGAAAGCACCGACUACACCAUCACUCUGCCCACGAGUCAGGGGAACAUCACCAUUCCGCAACUAGGCGGCAGUCUCACCCUGCACGGUCGCGACUCCAAGGUGUACGCCACUGACUACGAUGUCGGUGGGGCGAAUCUGCUAUACACCACCGCUGAGAUCUUCACCUGGAAGCAAUACGGCGAUACAAAGGUGCUCAUCCUUUAUGGAGGUCCUGACGAGACGAAUGAGUUUGCAGUCUCUGGCUGCGGUGGGGCGAAGAUUGCUGAAGGCGAGGACGUGAAGAUCGAGGCCAAGAAUGAGGCCAUUGUUGUGCAGUACUCGAGCAGCUCCACCCGCAAGGUGGUUGAGUUUGACAAUGGCUUAUGGGUCUACCUUCUUGACCGCCAGUCGGCAUACAAUUACUGGGUUGUCGACUUGCCCAACGACGAUGUGACGGCCAACUUCACGAACCACAAACACGCAAUCUCGGCACCCAUCAUCCAGUUCGGCUACCUCGUUCGAACUGUAACAGUGGAUGGCAACAAUCUUCACCUCACCGGUGAUCUGAACGCGACCAGCUCUCUUGAGGUCAUCGGUGCGCCUCACUGUCUUGAACAGCUGACAUUCAACGGGGAAAGCUUGGACUUUGAAGAAGGCGAUUCUGGAAUUGUAACGGCCACUGUGGUCUACAACGAACCUGCUCUGGUUGUGCCGGAUCUUGCGAAAGUACAGUGGAAAGUCCUGGACAGCUUGCCCGAGGUCAAAGCCGACUACGACGACAGUGCGUGGACAGCGGCGGAUCUCACUCAAACCCCGAAUGACUAUCGCAAUCUGACGACGCCUACAUCACUCUACUCAAGCGACUACGGCUAUCACACAGGAAGUCUCAUCUACCGUGGCCACUUCACCGCAAACGGACAAGAGUCUUCCUUGUACCUCGCGACACAAGGCGGGUCUGCUUUCGGCCACUCCAUCUGGCUAGACGACACCCUAGUCGGCUCAUUCUACGGCGCCGACUUGUACAUGACCUGGAACGAGACCUACACUCUCCCACCCAUCACCUCAGGCAAAACCUACGUCCUCACGAUCCUCGUAGACAACAUGGGUCUAGACGAGAACUACAACACCGGCGAAAACCAAAUGAAAGCCCCUCGCGGCAUUCUCGACUACAAUCUCUCCGGGCACAGCAAGUCCGACAUCACCUGGAAGCUGACCGGGAACUUGGGUGGCGAAGACUACCUCGACGCCGCCCGCGGUCCCUUGAAUGAAGGUGGACUGUACGCCGAACGACAAGGCUACCACCUUCCCAACGCUCCCACGUCUUCCUGGAGAGACAGCGCCGGUCCAAUGGAAGGCAUCGCGAACGCCGGGGUGGCAUUCUACACCACCACAUUCGACCUCGACAUGCCGUCCGGCUACGACAUUCCUUUAUCCUUCUCUUUCAGCAAUGCCACCGAUGGCGUGCAAGACGCAGUUCCCACCGAUGGGCAAAUCUCCAAAUACCGCUGUCAAAUCUACGUCAAUGGUUAUCAGUUCGGGAAGUACGUGCACAAUAUCGGACCUCAAGAUGUUUUCCCGGUGCCGGAGGGGAUUUGGAAUUAUCACGGUAGCAACUACGUCGCGGUGAGCCUGUGGGCGCUAGAGGCGUCAGGAGCAAAGGUGGCGAAUCUGAGUCUUGUCACUGGGCCUGUGAUUCAGUCUGGGUUCGGGCCUGUUGAGCUCAGUCCUGUGCCAGCGUGGGAGCAGCGGAAGGGUGCAUACUGA
This is a messenger RNA of Zymoseptoria tritici IPO323, 2979 nucleotides long. RefSeq names its product putative beta-galactosidase (gene MgLAC1). The transcript has 6 exons. Bases 1 to 2979 code for a protein of 992 amino acids. Gene Ontology annotation, biological process: carbohydrate metabolic process. Gene Ontology annotation, molecular function: beta-galactosidase activity. Gene Ontology annotation, cellular component: vacuole. Lineage: Eukaryota; Fungi; Ascomycota; Dothideomycetes; Mycosphaerellales; Mycosphaerellaceae. The record is from RefSeq and is a predicted model, not a curated record.